Molecule: messenger RNA, 12824 nt
Organism: Athalia rosae (coleseed sawfly)
Lineage: Eukaryota; Metazoa; Arthropoda; Insecta; Hymenoptera; Athaliidae
Gene: Ppn
Product: papilin
Exons: 38
Coding region: 1078-10584 (3168 amino acids)
Biological process (GO): extracellular matrix organization
Cellular component (GO): extracellular region; extracellular matrix
Molecular function (GO): metalloendopeptidase activity; serine-type endopeptidase inhibitor activity
Source: RefSeq, a predicted model, not a curated record
UGAAGUUUGACGAUUUUCAUUCAUGAAUUACAGCCACUUCGUUUCGAUGCAAUCGGGACUGAGCUAGACUUUAGACGUGAUUAAUUCAUAGCAGAUAUAACGUUAGUACACUUGCGUUGUAAAAAGCAAUUACGUAAACGCAGGCAUCUUUUUCUUUCAGGUUGUAUAUACUUAACGUGGUUUUUAUAAUUCUCCUUGAUUGUACGUACGUAAAGGUGUAUGCGGUAGAAAUAAAAUUUUUCACAACUUGAGAAAAAAGAUAAAAAAAAUUUCAAGGGUCAGUUGAGAAUUAUCUAACCGUGUUUUAUUUCGCAACUUUUUCUCUUUAUCAUUGAAUCCACACGUUGGAUAUCCGUAGAGAUUCCAAAUUGAAUAUUUAAUAUUAAAAUUCAUAUUUGCGCAAAAGGAUUAAAGGAUAUAACGGGCAAACAUUGAACCCUCAUAAACCGACUUUUGCAUAUUGACACACGCAAUUACUCUUCGUAUCCUAAUCAAAAGUUUAAACAAAGCGAAUUGAAUCGCGCAGUGAUAAUAAUUAAAAAUUUCGGACGGGUAGCCUCGGUGAUCCAGAAAUUUCAACUCACCGCGAUCCGCGGUGGUCACGAUGAAUCGACGCGUGAUAAAACAAGGAAAUUAUUCUAAAAAUAACGCGUCUAUCUCGUCAUCUUGAUGUCCCAGGGAUUCGAGAGAUAGGAGGAUAAAAAGAAGAAGAGAGAGAAAAUACAAAGCUACGCGCGACGAGAUUAUGUGCAAAACCCGCGAAAUCGGAAGACCGGAAGUUAAUACCGGAGAUAUCCUACACAUUAGCUCGAACCUCAUAGAGACGGUCGCCCCGAGCGGUGUGGCUUCCAGACUCUGAGUACCAAGUGAAGCGGCUCCGGAGAGAGAAAAUUUACUUUAGCGUUCCGGUGGAGUCGCAAUGUUACCGUCCAAGGUUUCAGUCAGUGCUCGACUCCCGUCGGAGACGGAGUGCGCUAUCGUUCUCUAAAAAAGAGUGUGGCCCAAGAGGCGGAGGAUCACGUCUCAUCCGUACAAGAUCCGGGUCCUUAUCGAGGAUCGUUCAAAUCCAGCAACGACAUGCCUGUCUCUAGCACGCGGUCGCUGGUGCUUCUAAUAUUUAUACUAGCGUCACACGUCACGGAUACGCUAGCCAGACACCACCACAUAAAAUUGAGACACGAAAGGCACAGGAGACAGCAUGGGGAGAGUUACCUGCCAUCAAGCUUCGUCUUGGACACUGAUGAGGAGGAAAGAGGUAACUGGGGACCCUGGUCUAUACCCAGCUCCUGUUCACGUUCCUGCGGUGGCGGAGUGGCGCACCAAACAAGACGCUGUCACGACAUAGACGACGAUGGAGUCGAAAGAUGUUCGGGUUCGAAAAAGAGAUUCUUCUCCUGCAACGUACAGGAAUGUCCAGAUCCUGAACGGGACUUCAGGGCAGAACAGUGCGCAGAGUUCAAUAAUGUUCCUAUAGAAGGUGUCUACUACGAUUGGAUUCCGUACACCGGUGCUCCGAACAAAUGUGAAUUGAACUGUAUGCCGCGUGGGGAGAGAUUCUUUUACCGUCACAAAUUGAGCGUCACAGACGGAACUCCUUGUACAAACGAACAAAACGACGUUUGCGUCGAGGGUAAAUGCAGGCCCGUUGGAUGCGACAUGAUGCUCGGUAGUGGUGCUAAAGAAGAUCGAUGCCGAGAGUGCGGCGGAGACGGAUCAGCUUGUGAUACGGUUCAAGGACUGUUGGACAUGAACGACCUUCAAGUCGGUUACAAUGAUAUUUUGCUGAUACCUGCGGGCGCUACGAAUAUCGCAAUCGCCGAAGUUCGUCCUUCUAACAAUUAUUUGGCCAUCAGAAAUCAAACCGGACAUUAUUACCUGAACGGAAAUUGGAGGAUAGAUUUUCCCAGGAGUUUGAAAUUCGUGGGGUCAGUUUUUUACUACGAAAGAAAACCCAAAGAAUUUCUCGCCGCAGAUAUGAUUAGCGCGUUAGGACCGACGACAGAAGCACUCUACAUCGUGCUGCUGUAUCAAGACAAAAACGUCGGCGUUAAGUACGAGUACAGUAUACCGAAAAAAUUUUCGCAAAAAGCGGAUCCCGACAGUUAUACUUGGGUUACGGAAGAAUAUUCGGAAUGCAGUGUGACUUGCGGGGGAGGAAUCCAAUCGAGACUCGUGAGAUGCGUAAGACGACGCGAUACGGAAGAAGCGGAUCCAAAUCUUUGCGACCAACAGCUAGAACCGGACAGUACGCAAGCUUGUGCCGAGGAGCCUUGCCCCCCCGAAUGGGUAAUUGGAAACUGGGGACCUUGCAGCGAAGGGUGCAAACCGGGUGGCGAACAAACGCGAGAGAUAAAAUGCCAACGAGUUAUCUCAGGCGAUAUACCGUCACUGGUCGACGACCAUACCUGCUUGGAAUUAAUCGGACCGAAAGAUAUUGAAAUUCAAGAGUGCAACAAAGACGUCGAAUGCCCGAAUUGGCACAUCGGCCCAUGGAAACCGUGCGAUCAUCUUUGCGGCGAAGGUAAGCAAACGCGAAAAAUAACAUGCUACAAAAAAGUAGAAGGAAAAGUGUUCGCCCUGCCCGACUCUGCGUGUCACGAAGAGCGACCGGAAAGUGAAAAAGACUGCGAAUUGAGACCGUGCGCAGGGGUUGAUUGGGUUGUAUCGAAAUGGAGCGGGUGCGACGAUAACUGCGGGCUGAAUCUCGAAACGAGAACGACGAGUUGCGUAACACUGGAGGGUAAAGUUUACCCGGAUGACAAGUGCAACGCUGAAACGAAGCCAAAAUUGAUGAGAGAAUGUGCCGCCCCGGAUAAAUGCGAGUACCAAUGGUUUGCCACGCAGUGGAGCGAGUGUUCUGCCAAGUGCGGUAGCGGAAUCCAGACUCGCAAUGUAUUCUGUGCAAAUAUAUCACCCGAUCUCGGUACCAUCACGAAAGUUGAAUCCGGCAAAUGCGACCCAGAAAAAAAAUACAACGACACCAAGGACUGCGUUGCCGAGGUCGAAGAAUGCGGAGGUGAAUGGUUCGCGGGUCCUUGGAGCGAGUGUUCCAAGCCGUGCGGCGGAGGUGAUAAGACUAGAAAGGUGAUAUGUAUGAAGGGUGGUCGGGUAGUUCCAAUUAAGGGCAAUUGUGAACAGCACAACAUAAUGUUCUCGAGUGAAGUUUGCAAUGAGAAGGCUUGCGAAGAUGAUGAAGUGUUACCGGUCGAACCGGACAAAAUCAGCUCCCUCGGCGAAGGUGACGAAGAAGAGUGCGAGGAUUAUGAAGACGAUGAACUCGUAAUUGUCGGCCCAGAUCAACCUCUAGUGGAUGGCGACGACACAUCACCUUUUGGCUCUUCUUCGGGAGAUGGGGAGGACGAACAAAUGAUGGGUGACGAUCCGCGGGUACAAGAUGAACUGUCCUUGUCCGCCCCUCUUGAUGACGACGAAGACGAUUACGGCGGUGAGUCGGGCAGCGGGGACGACACCGACUUUUUCACCGAUAGCACGACAGACGAUUACUUCUCAACUUUCGAAGGAAGUGGUUCCACUAUAACGACAGACUGGGACGAUACAGACAGCACUAUAACUUCCUCAGGCUCUACGCAAUCUGCAAAUACUGAAACUACCUCCAAGAAUACGGGUGCCACCGAGCCUCCUGCUUCCCCCACGAAAUUCAAGGACAUUUUUGAUGACUUCUUCCCCGAGGUGGACACACCCAAGAAAUCCUGGAAACAAUCAGGUGGUAGCGUCGCUACAACAAAAUCCAGCUCCACGACUGACUCCACAAUUUCAUCUGACUCCGAUUCAUCUCCUUCGUCGUCUACGGGUGAGACCGACGAAACUUCUGAAUCAAUUUCUACAUCCAGCUCCGAAUCAACAUCGGAAUCUACAGCAAGCUCAGAUUCAUCCAGCUCAGAUACGGCCACGGAAACAACCGCAUCAUCCGGUUUGGAAUCAGACGAAACAUCUUCCAGUUCAGAUACAACUUUAUCAUCGGCUAAUCCAGAGGCGACGGAGACUGGCACGACCGAAUCAUCUAGUUUCGAGACGACAGUAUCACCUAGUUCAGAUUCGACAGAAUCAGAAUCGACGAAGUUAUCGGAAACAGAAGAAACUGGAUCCUCGAGCUCAGACACAACGGUUCAAUCAAGUUCGGAAGCUACUCAAUCAUCCGAAAUAACGGGAUCAACAAGUUCAGACACAACUGAAUCCACCGGUUCAGAGACGACGUUAUUGUCUGGAUCAGAAUCAACCGAAUCAUCUAGUUUCGAGACUACGGUAUCAUCUUCCUCGGAUACGACUAUCUCCGGAACUUCUGGAUCAACGGAAUCGUCUACUUCGGAUUCGACGGGAUCAUCCAUAUCGGAGACAGAAGUCUCCGGAACUUCUGGAUCAACGGAAUCAUCUACUUCAGAGUCAACGGAAUCAUCUACUUCAGAGUCAACGGGAUCGUCUGUAUCGGAAACUGAAGUUUCUGGAAGUUCUGGACCGACAGAAUCAUCCACUUCGGAAUCAACGGGAUCGUCCGUAUCGGAAACUGAAGUUUCUGGAAGUUCUGGAACAACGGAAUCAUCUACUUCAGAGUCAACGGGAUCAUCCAUAUCGGAGACAGAAGUCUCUGGAACUUCUGGAUCAACGGAAUCAUCUACUUCGGAUUCAACGGGAUCAUCCAUAUCGGAGACAGAAGUCUCUGGAACUUCUGGAUCAACGGAAUCAUCCACUUCGGAAUCAACGGGAUCGUCCGUAUCGGAAACUGAAGUUUCUGGAAGUUCUGGAACAACGGAAUCAUCUACUUCAGAGUCAACGGGAUCAUCCAUAUCGGAGACAGAAGUCUCUGGAACUUCUGGAUCAACGGAAUCGUCUACUUCGGAUUCGACGGGAUCAUCCAUAUCGGAGACAGAAGUCUCCGGAACUUCUGGAUCGACGGAAUCAUCUACUUCAGAGUCAACAGGAUCGUCUGUAUCGGAAACUGAAGUUUCUGGAAGUUCUGGACCGACAGAAUCAUCAACUUCGGAUUCAACGGGAUCAACCAUAUCGGAGACAGAAGUCUCCGGAACUUCUGGAUCAACGGAAUCAUCUACUUCGGAAUCAACGGGUUCGUCCAUAUCGGAAACUGAAGUUUCUGGAAGUUCUGGACCAACGGAAUCGUCCACUUCGGAAUCAACGGGAUCGUCCAUAUCGGAAACUGAAGUUUCUGGAACUUCUGGAUCAACGGAAUCACCCGGUAGUACGGAAUCAACGGUUUCUGGUAGUCCCUCUGGAAGUACGGAGACGACGGAAUUAUCGAGUUCUGAGUCGACGGUUUCUGGAAGUUCGGAGACCACGGAAUCGUCCGGUAGUACAGAAACAACUGUUUUCUCUAGUACAGAAUCGACGGUAUUCUCUGAGACAGAAACUACAGAAUCAACUGAAUCGUCAUCGAGCUCUGAAACGACCCUAUCAGGAUCAUCGUCCGAAUCGAGUGAAACAACGGGAUCUGAUACGAGUACCGACACUACAGUAUCAGGGGAUGUUGGAGCUUCGGAAUCAUCUACCGAACCCACAGAAUUCACGGAAUCAACGGAAACCACUUUCUCCGGUGAAACGGAACUCACAACAGAUAGCGGAUUCACAAGUGAGGGUACCUGGGAGACGACCGAAUCAGGACUCACCAGCGAAACAGACGAAGAAAUUGAUACGACAGGGCAAUCACACAUUACCGAUCUAUUUACGACCCUCAGUCCCAUCGACCAAGCAAUCACAAAAGAACACAAACGCAGAAAAUGUAAAGCUCGCAAACACAAGAAAACUUGUAGAACUUCACAAUUCGGCUGCUGUUACGAUGGUAUCAAGGCAGCAACGGGACCAUUUGGAAAGGGUUGUCCCAUUCCCGAAACGUGUAAAGAAACAGAAUACGGUUGUUGUCCCGACGAAGUAUCUCCGGCUGCCGGUCCUAACAACAAGGGUUGCCCAGAUUCUCACUGCGAUGAAACUCUAUUCGGUUGUUGCCCCGAUAACAUCACCCCUGCCGAAGGCAACGAUUUCGAAGGAUGCCCCCGAGCGUGUAAUGAAACCGAAUUUGGUUGCUGUCCCGACGACAAAACUCCAGCCGCAGGACAGGAUUAUUUGGGUUGUUGCAACACUACUGAACACGGUUGUUGUCCUGAUGGAAUUACAGCAGCAUCUGGUCCACACGAAGAAGGUUGCGAAGUGGAAACUACAUCGCCUAUGACAAGUACGACAACUGAAGAAAUUACAACCGAGAUUUCUACCAGUACCACUGUAGAAGAGGGAUGCGCGAGUACAGAAUUUGGUUGCUGCCCCGAGGGCAAAGAACCAGCAAGUGGCACCGACUUCGCAGGAUGCAAAGAGAUCAACAGGGAGAACUGCACAGAAUCUUAUUACGGAUGCUGCCCGGAUCAGACCUCUCCCGCUCUCGGCGAGAACAAUAAGGGCUGUCGCAUGCCUUGCGAGAGCAGCACAUUCGGUUGUUGCACAGACGGUGUAACACCCGCCCAUGGACCAUAUUACGACGGAUGUUGUUUGUCCACUCCCUACGGUUGCUGUCCAGAUAACAUACGUUUCGCGCAAGGUCCCAACUUAUACGGAUGCGGUUGCGAAUACUCCGGCUACGGUUGCUGCCCCGACAAUAUUACUACUGCGCUAGGUCCCAACAACGAGGGAUGCCGAUGCGAACAUACAACUCACGGCUGUUGUCCAAACCGAAUCAACGCCGCUAGUGGACCAGAUUUCGAAGGAUGCGCGUGUCACACUUAUCAAUUCGGUUGUUGCCCCGACGGAAUUUCCGUUGCAAAGGGUCCUCAAGGGCUAGGUUGCGGUUGUGAAAGUACAGAAUUCAGGUGCUGUUCCGACGGCAAAACACCUGCAAAGGGUCCUAACUACGCCGGUUGUACUUGCGACGCAUCUAAAUACGGUUGCUGCCCAGACGGUGUGGAAGAAGCGCAAGGAGAAAAUUUCGAAGGAUGUCGCACGGUGCCAUUGGCUCCUGGUGCCGCUUGCACAUUGGAAAAGGAUCGCGGUACAUGUUGGGAUCUAACUGUGAAGUGGUACUACGACACCGAAUACGGAGGGUGUUCACGAUUUUGGUACGGGGGUUGCGAGGGUAACGAAAAUCGCUUCAAGAGUCAAGAAGAGUGUAAGCAGGUCUGCGUUGAACCCAAAGGACGAGAUGCUUGCUUCUUGCCUAAAAUUUCUGGACCGUGCGAGGGUUACCACCCGACGUGGUAUUACGAUUCGGAAAGAAAACAGUGCGGUCAAUUCAUCUACUCGGGAUGCAACGGAAACGCUAAUAAAUUCAAAACGAUCGAAGAAUGUGAAGAACUUUGCGUUUUGCCCGACGAGAUCGACGGUUGCGAGCAACCCAAAGAAUCGGGACCGUGCGAGGGUAACUUCACAAGAUGGUAUUUCAAUAAAGAGAGUAGUAGAUGUGAAGAAUUUAAUUACGGUGGUUGUAAAUCGAACAAAAAUAAUUUCCCAACCGAGAUAUCUUGCCAGCAACAAUGUUUGCCACCUGGUCGCAGUCGCGUACAAGAUGAGUGCGCUCUGGAGAAAGAUCCGGGGCCAUGUCCCGGUUCUUCGCUACGCUGGUACUAUGAUUCCAAGCGUAAAUCUUGUAGGCAAUUUGUUUACGGCGGUUGUAAAGGCAAUGGCAAUAAAUUCCGAACAUACGCUGCUUGCGAGCAGCGCUGCCCCGUUAGAGAACAAGACAUUUGUCUUCUGCCCGCGAUUAUUGGCGAUUGUCACAACUGGACUCAACGUUGGUAUUACGACGCUUACGAAAAACAAUGCAGACAAUUCUAUUGGGGAGGUUGCGGCGGAAACGGAAAUAAUUUCCAAACAGAAUACGACUGCAUGCACAGAUGCACAGCUUUAUCCGUUACGGAACCGACCCCGGUCGAGGAAUUCAGAACUGAAUUCUGCUUCCAACCCGAGGACAACAGAAUAUGUGCCGAACAAUCGAUCAAAUGGUUCUAUGACGCCGGUCAAGGUAUCUGCAAGCAAUUCCGAUACGGUGGCUGCUCGAGCAGCGGUAAUAAAUUCGCUACCGUCGAAGAGUGCGAAUACCGAUGUGGCAAUGUACAAGAUCUUUGCGAUCUUCCGCCGAUUCCUGGUCCUUGCGGGGCGGCUACAAGACGAUUCUACUACGACAGAUCGAGAGAUUCUUGCCUCGAAUUUGACUACGGCGGAUGUCAAGGGAACAAGAAUAACUUCGAGGACAGAAGUUCCUGCGAGCAAAGAUGCAAAGGGAUCAACGCUACCGCGAUCGCGACCACAUUAGCCCCCGUACCGGUCACCGUGCUAACUCUAACUACCCCUAAACCGCGCGAUCGAAUUCCGGCCGUCAGUCCGACGUGUUCCGCACCGUUGGACGCGGGUAAUUGUGACGCGGAUAUCACCGCGUACUGGUACAACCCUGAAGAGCGAAUUUGUCAAGCAUUUAUUUACGGGGGUUGUGACGGUAACGCCAAUAGAUUCCAAACCGAAGAACAGUGCGAACGACUCUGCGGAAGCUUUGUCGGCCAAGACGUUUGUAAUCUUCGAGUGGAUACAGGACCUUGCCGCGGAGCAUUCCCCAAAUAUUAUUACGAUUAUGUAACGCGAACAUGUCGCGAAUUCUUGUACGGCGGAUGCGACGGUAACGCGAACAGAUUCUCAACAAUCUCCGAAUGUGAAUCCAUUUGUAUUCACCGAGAGGAACCACCUGUCAGUGGAAACGGUACCGCCAUAUCAAACUUAGCGACCUGCAGGGAGCCAGUGGAUGUUGGAUCCUGUUCAACGGGAGAGUACAUACGUUUCUACUACGACGACGACCGCUUAACUUGUCUUGCAUUCAUCUACACCGGUUGUGGUGGAAAUCGUAACAGAUUCAAGACUUUUAACUCUUGCAUUAAAACUUGCUCUCCGACGAUAAACGAGGUGGACGUAGGACCGGGACCAGAUUCCAAAGACCCAUGCCGAGACGCUCGGGUGGAAUGCGAAACGAUUCGUUGUCCCUACGGAAAAGAAGAGUACGUGGAUAGCGAUGAUUGUCAGCGUUGUCGUUGCGCGGAUCCUUGCAGCACGGAAAGAUGUCCGGAAGGAACCAGAUGUGCGAUUACUUUGACCGUUGAGAGAGGCACGAAUAUAUAUAAGGGAAUUUGCAGACCAACCACAAAACCAGGAAAUUGUCCAAGUGUACUGAACAGUACAACGUGCGAGGAAGAAUGUAGUUCGGAUGCCGAUUGCCCCGAAGAUUACAAAUGCUGUUCGAACGGCUGUGGAACAUCGUGUCUACAACCAGCUCCAACGGAACCUGUUACCACAACAUUCGAACCAGUUACUGUACUUGACGCCGAGCCUGUGCCAGCCAGUGUUAAAGAACCAGAAAAUUCAAGGCCUAGUGCCCCAGAGGGUGGAUACGUUAUUCUUCAGUGUAUCACAUCUGGUAAUCCGCGACCAAUUAUCUCGUGGAGGAAAGGCGUUUCAUUGAUCGACAACUCGUUGAGCAGGUACAGUAUCGGAUCAGACGGUGCUUUACAGAUCGUUGGUCUCUAUAGAUCGGACGCAGGAAUUUAUACUUGCACAGCAACGAAUCGUCUGGCUGCACCAGUCAGGAUACAAUACGUACUAGAAAUCACUGCGCCUGUCGAGCAUACCUCAGCUAUCCUUGGUGCGAUAGACUACCGUGUUACUGUGACAUUAAAUUCACCGGCGGUUCUGCCGUGCUACGCAUGGGGUUGGCCAAGACCUUCCGUGACCUGGUGGCACGGAGACCAAAUAUUACCCUUGAACGACCCCAACCGCGAACUGCAGCGUGACCAUUCUUUGAUGAUUCAUAGAGUGUCGUUGACACACCUUGGAGUUUAUACUUGUCAAGCAUAUAACGGAAUACGGAAACCAGCCUCGUGGUCGGUUACCUUACAAGCACCGGGUCCGGUGUACAAUAUAAGUCCGGAGAAUCUAAAGUACGCCAAAUACCUUAUCUCACCCCCGAGCCGACCAGGCCCUACUAGACCGCAUCAAAGACCACCAGUUCCUGAAACUCAGACUUACGCACCUUAUCCGAACGAAAGACCUAACAGAAUUACUGCAAGGCCCGUAACUAAUCCUUCUCACGUAAUCGUUAUACCUGGGAGAUUCAGAGUACCAUUAAAAGUAACGGUACCAGAAGCUACGGAACCGUAUCCCGUGGGAAGCGAAUUCACAAUACCUUGCAAUGUCGAUAGUUGGUUAAAACCCACGGUAGUUUGGUUCAAGGAUGACAUUCCUAUCCAAACGAAUGACAGGAUCAAAAUUUCCGACGCUAACAGGCUAAUCAUUUCCGAUGCGGAAAAAACCGAUUCGGGAACUUACCGCUGCGAGGCAACAACUCAGGAUCAAACAGCCUCAGGCUCUGUAAACAUCACAGUUGAGGGAAUCUACAUCCAUCCGAAUUGCCAAGACAAUUUAUUCCUGGCAAGAUGUGAUCUGAUUGUGAAAGCGAAAUACUGUCAGCACACUUACUACGCUAAAUUCUGUUGUCGAUCGUGUACGGAGGCUGGUCAAUUACCGGCAAGAGGACCACACAUUAACGAUACCAGAAGAAGGAGGAGAUCGCCUUCUUUCUUAUCUCUCUUCUAAUCUAAACAAACAAGAAAAUAGAAUCGAUUUUUUUUUUUCUGUUAAUUUCGCUUCGAUAAGUGGGAUACAAGAAGUAUUCAUACAAUAGAAUGCAUUUUGAUCGAACACAACGCAACAGAUAAUUUACACCUUUACGAACGCGUGGAACCACAUUAUAAUCCUGAUCGUUUGGUCCCGUCAAAAAAAAAUACCGAUAUACAUACGUAUUGCAGAAUUACACCAAAAAUCUCUCAACGUCCUCAUCACCGUGUACAUAUUUUUAUAGGUGAUGGAAUUUAUUUCACGAUUAUAGAUGAAAAAAAAGUUGCCAUGACAUACAAAACCGAAUGAAUUAUAGUACUUUAUACAAUAAAAGAAAAAGAAAGAAAGAAAGAAAAAAGGAAAAAAUCGUACGUCUCCUAUACCCGAUCUGUUUUCCAUCUUAUUGCUAUCAGAUGGUAAAAAUCGAGUGGAAUGUGUCAGUAAAAUAUAGCAAACUUGACAAGGAAAUAUAUUUAAAAAACAAUACGUAUCCCACCUAUUGAACGUUUACGAGAAAUCGAAUGUCGUUCACUGCCAAAGCCUUAGAACGUUUAUACAUAGAUCUAUAUAUUCGAGUUGAAAAUACCAACGAGGUAAAAUAUUUGAUUAGAAAUCUUAAAACUACAUAAUAACGAUAAUAAUAAUUAUAAUAAUAGAUAUAAUAAUAGAAAUAACGAUGAUAAAAUUCAAUUGAAUAAAAAUUUAUACGAUAUUGUUAUCAGAUGUAUUUGAAUAAUGGAUAUUUUCACAUAAUAUCCGUCGAUCCGAUGCAUCAAAUUAUUAUCCGUGUAUACACGAUCUGACGCUGAACCCUAGUCCGUUGGAGUCACAUUAUUUUGUGAAUCGUAAUUCAACACGACGAUUAAAAAGUCUUGUUGGUAGAAAUGAAAGAAGAGAAAGAAAAAAAAAAAAAGAUGUGAAUUGACGAAUAAAUAAAUUAAUGAAACACAAUGAAAAGAGAUUCAAUAGAUCCUGAGAACGCAUUGAUCGUCGCACGUAUAAGUAUGACAGAUUCGAUCUAAGGCAAUGUCAGAUAACUUUCAAUCCCAGUGUACCGAGUGCGAGAUUUACACCAAUAGUCGUUUGAUCGCAAAAUACAUUUAUAGUAUAGCAGAAAAAAAGGAAAAAUAUGAAAGAAUUUAUCAUAAUAAUGUUGGAUUGUAAAAUAUAGUCACAAUAUGACGUUCGUAGUUUUCAAGUGAACAUCUUACGAACCCAUCAACUCACUAAUACUCGAUAUUAUUAUGUACGAAAAAAAAAAACAACAAAAAUACAAUAAAAAAUUAUAGUUAUAACCAUACAAACGUCAAACUUUUCAACAUAUUAAACCCUAAAGGUACAAGUUAAACUCUACUACACUUCAGGGGUUCUUUUAAAAUUCUCCAAGAUUCUUCAAAUGAUUUGAAAAAAUGUUUGAAUUGAAAAUUAAUUGGAACGUAACACUUCUGAAGCGUAGAAAUGUUUGACACUUUAAAUGUACAGUUAUUUUUUCAUAUCUUGUGUACCAGGUUGAAUAUGUUUAAUGUUUAAACGUCACUCUGGCUUUCCAUUGAAACACGUUGCAUUUACAAUACUUGUUCCUGAAAUAUUAACGGUAAAUAGUUUGAUUUAGAUUUAAAUAUUAUACAAUUACCCAAAACUACUAUAUCUUCACCUUGAACAUUAUCUAUAAUAGUUCACAUUUUUAGAAAGUUACGAAGUGAGUAAUGAUAAUGAUAAUAAUUAUAAUAAUGAUAAUAAUAUAUUAAAAGGUACCAAAAGCAUUUAUCUAAAUAUAAUAUACUUAAUUAAUUGUUGUAAUUACGAAAGAAAAAAAAAAAAAAGAAAAAGAACUAAGUAAAAAAAACCCUGUCAAAUUUCUCUCUUCAAUAUUUGGAGCUUAUGAUAUACGAAGGAAUGAGUCAAUACCUGCGGCGUGAAUUUCAAAAGCUCAUUCCUUUGUAUAGCCUUAUCGGCUUUAUUGGAGCGAAAUACGGUGCCUUAUAAGGAAUAAGCUGAGAGUAUUUUGCGUAAGAUGAAAAUGGAAUGCUGGAGAAAAAUUUUACUUCUACUGUUCGAGCUGUCUUGUAUAAUAUCACUACCGAACAAAAAAAAAAAAAGGUUUAUAAAAUAAAUUUAUUUCAAAGUAAAAAAUUCGUCACAUCGAUUUUUCUCCAUACACAUCCCGCAUUUUUACUCUCAGAAUAACGGAAAGAAGCAAAAGAGAGAAGAAAAGUUGA